This is a messenger RNA of Dentiscutata heterogama, 1323 nucleotides long. NCBI's taxonomy places the organism in Eukaryota, Fungi, Glomeromycota, Glomeromycetes, Diversisporales, Gigasporaceae. The record is from the annotation of a GenBank genome assembly.
AUGAAUCGAACAAAAGUCACCGUAGCGUGCCAGGCGUGUCAAAAGAAAAAGGUCAAAUGUACUGGUGUCGCUCCCUGUACUAACUGUAAUAGAACUGGUCAUCAAUGCGAAUUUACUGGCACUGCUAAAAAACGUGGACCUAGAAAUGGUACUGUCGAGGUGAUCAAAAGUUCGGCUAGUAGAAUUGAGAAUGUUUUGGAAAAAGAUCCAAGUUUACGACCUCAAAUUGAACAAAUGAUGAAACGUAGCUCCUCGGUCCGUUCGUCGAGAUCUCCUUAUGGUGCAUCCCUUAACUCAAUAAUGAUUGUUGAUAAUGAUCAUAGAAUGGAUACUUCUCGAUCUCAUAAUCGAAUGAAUUUAUAUUCAUAUGCCCGAGAUGAAAAUUCCAUGGAAUUACAGCCCUCCCAUGAGAUCAGACAGGAUGUAGCAGUAAUUAAACAACCCCCAACGUUAAUGAGACCUGUUCCGAAGUAUCCCUUAAACAUGAGAAAUAAUCAUGUGACUAAUGGAAUUUCAAAUUCACAAUUACCUGAUCAUCAUCAAUUUUCCGCAAGUACAAAUUCGUCGCAUCAUAUUAAUUCCGUCGCCAUUCCACAAUCAUUACCGCCGAUCGCCACGUUGGAAACUUCACCGCUUGUGGAAUGCACUUCCGAACAAUCAAAUACACAACUUAAACAUAGAGCGUUGUUGCCCGGCACGUUGUCCGACGUUCCACUGUCUCGCCAAACAAAUGCAAAUCCUUUACCACCUUUGUUGCAAUCAUUAGGCGAAGAUUCUAUGAAAUUACCAAUUCCUUGGAUGGGACAACAACCAAAAAAAUCUAUGUCAAUGCCGAUUCUCGGAAAUUCCGCGGGAAUUAAAUUAUUACUUUCACCAGCACCAGAUUUGGGGAAUCCUCUCGAUAAUAAUCGUCACUUAAAAUCUCAAUCUUCUACUGAAUAUUCAUCAGCCUCUUAUGAUACUUUAAAUUCUAAAAAAACACUUUCACCGACAAGAACAUUACCUUCUCCACCAUCGUUCUCGCCUCCUGAAUCAACUUCACCAAAAUCUCUCAAUUAUUACGAAGAAAAAAGUGUCGUCAAUAAAAGUCCACAAACACUAACUUUGUCACCGCCCUCAUCUCCAUCUACAUUUACACCGUACGUUGAAUCAAAUUCGCCAUGUCAAUCUGCACAUCUUUUAUAUCAACCAGUGAGGUGGAAUAAUAACGAACUUGACGCAUAUAAACAUAAUGAUCGAGUAAAUAUUGAGCGAGGUAGUAAUAACAUGGACGUGAAUCAAGUUUAUUCAAGGAAUUUUAAUCACCUUAUGCUACAAUCAUAA